AUGGCGGACGCUGCGACUGAAAAGCAGGGCAGCUCACUGACAUUAGUGCUGAUGGUCGCUUCUGCUGCCUUUGGUGGGACUCUGCAGUACGGCUACAACCUGGCAAUCAUGAACGCACCCACAACCUUCAUUCAGGCCUUCAUCAACGAGACGUUUCAGGAGAGGUGGGACCUUCACCUGCAGGAGUACCAAGUGACGCUCGUCUGGACAAUCAUUGUCUCCAUCUUCUCGCUGGGGGGGUUGGCAGGUGCACUGAUCGCAGGACCUAUGACCAUACGCUUCGGGAGGAAGAAGUGCCUGCUGCUGAACAACAUCUUCCUCUUGUCUGGCGCCCUCUUGGCUCUUACCAGUCGAGCUGCCAGGUCGUUUGAGAUGAUCAUCGUGUCACGCGUCCUGGUGGGCAUUAAUGCAGGAGUCAGCAUGAAUGUUCAGCCUAUGUAUUUUGGGGAAAGUGCCCCCAAGCACUUGAGAGGGGCAGUCUCCUUGUCGUCUGCUGUGUUCACGUCCUUCGGAGUUGUGUUGGGACAAGUGGUCGGUUUGCGAGAGAUUUUAGGGAGCGAGCCGUGCUGGCAGUAUCUCCUGGCCAGCAAUGCAAUUCCAGGCAUCAUACAGCUCCUCACCCUGCCCUGGUUCCCAGAGAGUCCCAGAUAUCUGCUGAUAGAUCGAGGGGACAAAGAGGCUUGCCUCAAGGCCCUGAGGCGUCUUCGCGGCUGCGAAGUCCAGACCAGUGAACUGGCUGAGAUGCAGGAGGAGCAAGCCGAGACCCUGGGUGUGAGGCCCAGACGACCCUGGGAGCUCUUCCAGGAUCCCUCUGUCCGCUGGCAGCUCAUCUCUGUCAUGGUGGUCAGCAGUGCCAUGCAGUUGUGUGGCAAUGACUCGAUAUAUUUCUAUGCUUCAUACGUCUUUAAAGAAGCUGGAAUAUCUGAAGAUAAAAUCCAGUACAUCACCAUUGGAACUGGCUCCUGCGAGUUCACAGCCUGCAUAAUGUGUAACCUGUUAAUCGAGCGUAAAGGUCGCAAGUUCAUGCUGAUGGGCGGCUUCAUCCUGAUGACCCUGUGGGCCAUCGUCUUCACUGUUGCUCUGUCAUUUGAGCACGUCAUAUCCUGGAUGCCGUACUUGAGCAUGGCCUGCAUCUUCACCUACAUCCUCAGCUUCGGCAUGGGACCAGCCGGGGUCACUGGAGUUCUGCCGACAGAGAUCUUCAACCAAACCGCUCGACCAGCAGCCUACAUGGUAGCCGGGUCCAUGAUGUGGAUCAACCUCUUCAUUGUCGGAAUGAUCUUCCCGUUUCUUGUGAGCGGCCUGAGUCAGUACUGCUUUGUUCCAUUCGGCGCCAUCUGCCUGCUGUCUGCCCUCUACGUGGGUCUGAUUCUGCCUGAGACCAAAGGGAAGAGCUUAUCCGCCAUCACCAGAGAGUUCAACAAGCUCAACUUCAAGGAUCACAAGAAAAACACGACUGCAGAUGCAAACAGUCAACCUCAGCUUGUCACUGCUUCCACUCGGUUCUAGGAGAACUUGAAACAUCAAGUGGCCUGGUUUUGUUCAGUCGUUUGGCAUGAUGGGGGCUU
Messenger RNA from Synchiropus splendidus (mandarinfish), 1568 nucleotides. RefSeq names its product solute carrier family 2 member 11a (gene slc2a11a). Bases 1 to 1509 code for a protein of 502 amino acids. The record is from RefSeq and is a predicted model, not a curated record. Gene Ontology annotation, biological process: monosaccharide transmembrane transport. Lineage: Eukaryota; Metazoa; Chordata; Actinopteri; Syngnathiformes; Callionymidae. Gene Ontology annotation, cellular component: membrane. Gene Ontology annotation, molecular function: hexose transmembrane transporter activity. The transcript is spliced from 12 exons.